AUGAGUGAUUCUAGUGAGACCGAGGACGAAUUCGAGGUGAUUCGCUUCCCAUUUUCCCGAACUUUUCCGCAUUUCAAUUUCAGGGCUAUUUCGCCGAUAUCGACAGAGCGGCCGGUCAUUAUUCGGCCAGAUCGUGCGCCCGCGCGCUCGCUCUCGUCGAGGAUCUUGUCGUCGAGAACGUUCCGACGGAGCAUCGUUGUGGCCUGAUGAGACGUCACGCCGAGUACCUCUACAUUCUGAGCAACUAUCAGACGAUGAAGGAGCAGCGAAUCGAGAUGCUCGAGAAAGGUACGGAGGAGAGAUGUGGAAGCCUUCUGGAAAGUUGUGCAACGUGUUGCAGCCUACAAGAUCGCCCGCCAAGGCCAUCUCACCGAUCCGACGGACUUCGAGUGCGCCAAGGUUCUGUGCUCGACGUGCGGUCGACUGGCCGAGGAGAGUCCGCUCAAAAAGAAGUUGGACUACGGAUUCAAGUUCAAGACGUAUCUGGACGAGGCGAUUGCGCUCAAUGACAAGGACUUUGAGACGACUCACAUGCGAGGCAGAUUCUGUUAUACGGUUGGUUACUGUACUUGAAGCGUUGAACUCGACAAUAGUCACUGGUUCAUUUGAAUUCACAAUCGAAAGUUAGGUCCACUUUUCAACUGCAAAAAAUGGCCCUUGAUCACUGUGAACCGGACAUUUUGAAAUGUCUGGUUGCAAAACGUCCCUAGACCAGUGUGAACUCAAAAGUACACUUCCUCCCUCUCAGUGUCCAGGUCAAAAAGCUAAAAGAGACAACGUGACAAUUCUGAAGGCUGUCAAAUUUCCCACGCACUUAGUACCUACUUGUUGCAAAAAAACAAAAGCGAAAGAAGUAAAAGUAUGCAGGUCGCCUCGCUGUCGUUCGUCGAGCGGAUGGCCGCCAAACUGAUUGGUCAAAUUCCGAAGGUGACGUACGAAGACGCGCUGCGAGACCUUCUGAAGGCCGACGAGCUCGACGAGGGAGUGUCGGAGAAUCAGCUGUUCAUCGGCAAAACGUACCUCGAGAUGGGCGACUAUGCGAACGCGAAAAAGUGGCUGACGAGAGCGGCGUGCGUGCACACGAAUGUGGCCGUCGAGGCGGAAUACGCGGAAGACGCGCGGCACCUUCUCGAGGACAAACGGCUCAAGGCAAUCCAAGAGUGA
Molecule: messenger RNA, 1164 nt
Organism: Caenorhabditis sp. 36 PRJEB53466
Lineage: Eukaryota; Metazoa; Nematoda; Chromadorea; Rhabditida; Rhabditidae
Source: the annotation of a GenBank genome assembly